Molecule: messenger RNA, 774 nt
Organism: Zingiber officinale
Lineage: Eukaryota; Viridiplantae; Streptophyta; Magnoliopsida; Zingiberales; Zingiberaceae
Exons: 4
Coding region: 1-774 (257 amino acids)
Source: RefSeq, a predicted model, not a curated record
AUGGCUUCGAAACACUACUAUUUUCUGCUUGUCGUCGUCGCCCUUCUGCUCUCCUCAUACCUCGUGCUCGUCAAAUCUGAUGAUGAUUGUACGGGUAUCGCUUGCACUGAUGAAGAAACCUGCUUCGAGGCCUGUGGCUCAUCUCCUAUUGUCCGCUGCGUAUCUGGCAUCUGCUGCUGUGUUCAUGUUGCAACAACUACAGCUGUUUGUUUGAAGGAGGCAAUCGACUCUUUAUUUGCUAAGUAUGGUUUGUCGGUGGCGAGAUUGAGGGUUCAAGGAUAUGAUGGUGCUUCAAAUAUGUCUGGAGAAUUUAAUGGCUUAAAGUCACUGAUAAUGAAAGAAAAUCUGUAUGCAUUGUAUGUUAUCGAUAUUAUUCUACAGGAGAUAGAUAGUCGUUUCUCUGAAACAACUACAGAUUUGCUGAUUUAUAUGUCAUGCAUUGAUCCUUGGAACUCGUUCUCUAGAUUUGAUGUACAGAAGUUAGUGCGUCUGGUUCAUUUUUAUGAGGAUGAUUUUUCUUGGAAUGAGCGUAUGUUGGUUGAACAAGAGCUUGAAACAUAUAUUGAUGACGUCAGAUCAGAUGAACAGUUUGAAGGCAUUUCAGAUUUGGGAGCUCUUACAAAGAAAAUGAUUGAAACAAUGAAGAACCGUGUGUUUCCUUUGGUUUAUCGGAUACUUGAGCUAGCUUUACUUCUUCCAGUUGCUACUACAACCGUUGAAAGAGUGUUUUUGGCAAUGAAUAUUGUCAAAACAAGAUUGGAGAUGAAUGGAUGA